Messenger RNA from Eruca vesicaria subsp. sativa (arugula), 1216 nucleotides. NCBI's taxonomy places the organism in Eukaryota, Viridiplantae, Streptophyta, Magnoliopsida, Brassicales, Brassicaceae. The record is from the annotation of a GenBank genome assembly.
AAAAUCUUCACACUGCAACACAUUCUUGCUCCAGAGAUUGUUCGAAGGUUCCUCUGCUCUAGCGAUUGCUUAAUGGCGGAUCAUAAAGAUCAACACUCAGAAGCAGAAGAUCCAAAUUCAGAGCCUAAGGAUCACGGUGAUGAUGAUAAAUUCAAGAAAAAGAAACUUGAAGAUCUCAAAAGAAAAGCCUUUUACUCUGUUCUCCUUGCUAUCAGAGCUGAACCAUUAAUAAUAGGAAACAAGAGGACUCCUCUCAUAGAGAAACUGAUGAAAGAGUUGAACAUUUCUCAAGAAACUCGCAUCUCUUUUGAGAAGAACAUUCAAGAAAAUCUUAUUGCCUAUUACCAAAGGGUUAUUUCAGAGUUGAAGGAAGCAGAAGCAAAGCCAUUGACCAUACCUGUAAGGAAGCCACCUCUGGUUCCUACUUAUGUUGCUGCACCUAGGUCAAGCUGGGGCAGAGUUAACCCCGAGGCUCUAGUUGGAAGACGGGUCAGUGUCAGAAUGUGUUGUGAAGAUGAGUUCGAAGAGUUUGUGAUCAAAGAGUAUAACGCAAAAGAUGAAACGCAUCACCUGGAGAGCGUAGACCCGGAUGCAAUGGAGAUGGAUGAAUUGUUAAGUUGGAUAGAUGUCAGAGAAGUUCCUACUGAUGAUAUUGUAUGGAGAGAUGGAGAAGCGCCACACUUUUAAACUCAUAGUGGAUUGGGUGCAGGGAAUGAAGAGGGAACCUUUUAGACUUUGUUACAGUUAUAUCACCCAAUAAAAGUCAAUAUGCACUUGUUUGAUUGACAUCUUUAGACUUUUGUUACAGUUACUAAGAACAGAGUUUUUUGGGGUAUUUUUGGCUGGAUUUAGAGAAGAAACGGGCCAGUGUUCAACGUUGAUUCCAGUAACUUGUUUUGUAAAAUAGUUGUCUUUACUUGCCUUGUAAGCAACUGUUUUUUUAGGAAUCUACUUGACUCUACAGAAGUUAGGAUUGGUUGAAAUAGCUCAGAACCUUCCCUCUUUUUCAGAGGGUUUUGUUCUGGCCAGCAGAUGGCUUUUCCUGCAUCAGUUUUUUAUUCUUGCUUGUUACUUCUCCUCGGUUCAGCUCUUCUCUUUCCAUUACAGGAAUCAGCGUUCACUGUCUCUAGUGCAGUUUCAGACGAAGAAGCUCUUUCCAUUCUCCUAAGAAAACUUGCAGCAUUCUCCUUUUUUGAGCCCACCAUUUGUGUUGUUA